UGUUGUGACAUAUUAAUAAAAGCCAAGCAAUCAUUGAAUGUAUGACUGAAUGAGUCAACAGAGCUUUGAAGUGAUUGUCAUUUAAUUGUUUGUUUCACUCAAUUGUCUAUCAGUUGUGUAUUCAUUGACACCAAAAACACAUUCAAUUCAAUCCCAACUAUAAUUGAAAUCUAAAUUCAAUUUAAAUCCAAUGGAGAAGCAUUUAUUUAAUCUGAAAUUUGCGGCCAAAGAGUUGGACAGGAAUUCACGGAAAGCCGAAAAGGACGAGAAGGUGGAGAAAAUGAAGUGCAAGAAAGCCAUCCAAAAAGGCAACAUAGAAGGCGCCAGAAUUCACGCCGAGAAUGCCAUCCGUCAGAAGAAUCAGGCGCUUAAUUACCUGCGAAUGUCGGCCCGUAUCGACGCCGUGUCCUCACGAGUACAGACCGCUAUCACUACCAAACGGGUGACUCAAUCGCUGGGCGGUGUCGUCAAAGCCAUGGACUCCGCCAUGAAAUCAAUGAAUUUGGAGAAAAUAUCGCAAAUUAUGGAUAAAUUUGAGAAACAGUUUGAAGACUUAGACGUCCAGUCCUCGACUAUGGAGAGCGCAAUGUCGUCAACCACUACCAUCACUGCGCCCGAGAAUCAAGUGGACUCUCUUAUGCAACAGGUGGCCGACGAGGCCGGACUUGAACUGAAUAUGGAGUUACCGGCGGGUGAGAUGGGUUCGUUCUUAUAA
Molecule: messenger RNA, 715 nt
Organism: Medioppia subpectinata
Lineage: Eukaryota; Metazoa; Arthropoda; Arachnida; Sarcoptiformes; Oppiidae
Source: the annotation of a GenBank genome assembly